This is a messenger RNA of Lodderomyces pseudojiufengensis, 1338 nucleotides long. RefSeq lists its product as uncharacterized. Lineage: Eukaryota; Fungi; Ascomycota; Pichiomycetes; Serinales; Debaryomycetaceae. The transcript has a single exon. Bases 1 to 1338 code for a protein of 445 amino acids. The record is from RefSeq and is a predicted model, not a curated record.
AUGUUUAAUAAUUAUAUAAAUUCAAAUAAAUCACAAGUGGAAAAUGAACUUAAAUACCACCAUGAUCAUCAACAACAGCUGCAACAACUGCAAAUACCACCUCAUCAACCUCCAACUUUGAAUACUACUAAUCAAGCUCCACUAAUAAGUCAACAACAUUCGCUGUUAGGUCAACAAUUACCAUUAAAUUUGUUACAAGUACAACAAAUGGAUCAUUUACAACAAGCUCCUCACCAUUUAUUACCUUCACCUUUAGCUCAUCAUCAACCUUUACAGGGUUUACAAAAUAAUCAUAAUAUACAACAUCAACAUCAACAUCAACAGGUACAACCUCCGUUACUGCAACAACCAUCCCUUGGCCAAUUACCAACACAACCCCCGCAGCCACAAAACAUUCCUAUACUCAAAUCCUCAUUUGAUAUGAGGAAAUCGAAAAGUGGUAAUGACGGAUUUGAGGAUAAAACUUGUCAAUUCUGUGAUAAACAAUUUAGUCAAAAAGGUUCUCUUUUACGUCAUUUGGAUACUAGAAAGGGAGAUUCUUUACAUCCAAUAGAUAAGAUUAACUUUAUUCGAAGUAAUCUGGUAAGAAGAAGAAGUGUUGAUGUAACGUCUGCAAGUGAUUUUGCUAAAACUCCAGGUACUAGAAAAAGAAGAGCUUCAAAGAAAAGUAUGGCAAGGUCUCAAAUGUCAAGCGAUUCAGCAAGUGGUCAAAAAGAAAAAAGUAAAUUAAGAAGAAAACUAAGAGAUAGAAGGAUCAAAGCAAAGUUAAUAAGUAAUGAAUGGAUGAUUGAUAAAUUUACAAAACAAACAUUACCAGAUUUGAAACAACAACCAAUAACGCCUUCAACUUUUUGCUUUUUUAUUGCAUUUUAUGUACCGAUUAAAGUAUGGCCAUCAUUAUCUGUCGGUUAUCCAACUACCUCCUUAUAUGAAGAAGUCAUUAAUCGAAUCAACGAUCAAGAAGUUUUAGUCAAUAUAUUCAAUCAAAGCAUACAAUCGUAUGAACAACUUGGGAUAGAAGAUAAAAGAAGAUUAUGGUUGGAACAAAUUCAAUAUUGUCUUAAUUCAUCAAUUAAUGAAAUUAAUCUUCAUGAUUUAAAUAAUAUAAAAUCAAUAGUUGAAAAAAAAGAACAAAAUAUAUUUGAAGAAAUUUGUUCAAAUGAUAAUUUAUCUGCAUUUGUUGAUAUUGAAGAAAAUCAUACAGUAGAAGAAGAAGAAGAUGAAGAUGAUGAACAACUGAGUUCUCAACCUUCAACUAGAUCAAAUAGUUUACCUCAAAAUAUUUAUUUACCUCAUUUACCUAAUCAAGAAUUCACUUUCAAUUCUCAAUUUUAUUAG